AGUAUUCUUGUGCUUAUUCUUGUUUGUAGGAACAGCCGAACAGCGAUAGUUGAAAAUCAAACGCCACAACCUUCUCAUGCUUCACUCCCUCCCAACCCUAACUCUCCCCCAUUCAUUUUCAAUCAAUUCUACAGAUUAUCUCAUCUCUCUGAAAUCAAUUCAGCAGUUCGAGGCUUUUUAAUCUUCUAUUUGAUCCAUGUAUCCCUCCAGAGGAACUAAUCCAUAUGGGCAGCAGUCUUAUGCUGGACAAUCAUCUUAUGGACUUAAUACGGCAUCUACUUUUCCCGGAAACUCUUCUGUCGGAUCAGCUAGUAGUUCUCAGUUGACCAUGGCAUCUCGACAUCCAUCACUUUUGGGUGGUCCUCAUGAAUCAGAAAUUGGUGGAUUCAGAACUCAUGCCGCUGCAACGCAGUAUGGAGGGCAAUAUGGGUCUAUGUAUGGUCAAGCUUCAGUUGGUCAACAGGGUUCUUCUCUAAGUGUUAAGGGAUCUGGGUCAUCUGUCAUGGAAGGGCGUGCAAGUUAUGCUUCUGGGAUAAAAGAUUCUACGAAAUAUACUUCCAAGGAUUAUGCUUCUGCCGCCCUUAGCCAUGGGUAUGAUCACAAAUCUGAGCUCUCAAUCCCUGAAAAGAUGGCUGAGUAUGCAACUCUUGAGAGAAGGCAAUUUGCUGAAAGGCAGGGUGCUUAUUUAGGAAGGGAUCUGCCAGUUGAUGCUAGUGGAAGAUAUGCUGAUUCUUCUGGUUAUGCCCACAAGACCGAGAUGUAUGAUCGACUGGAUCAAGCCUCCAUUCUUCGACAAGACCAGAUGCGGAAACCUCAGUCACUGCAAUCUACCCCUCAUGAGGGUUCCAGACACACUGAUUUUCUUGCUGUUAGAAGUGGUACAUUUAAUCCAACCCAAGAUCUUCUGUCUUAUGGUGGAAGACUUGAAGCUGAUCCUCGUUUAUCAGUGGUUAGUAAUUCUUCAUACGGUGGACAACCUGCUCCUUCAAUCUUGGGAGCAGCUCCUCAGAGGAGUGUGGAUGAUCUUGGUUAUGCUCAAACUUCAUCAAAUCCUGGCUAUGGCGUGAGCCUCCCACCGGGUAGGAACUAUAGCAUGGGGAAAGGGCUUCAUGGAAGUUCUCUUGAGUCCGAAUUUCCUGGUAGCCUUUCUUCGCGCAGUGGACUUUCAAGAGUGGAUGAUCUAAAAGAUGAUAAAUAUGUUCGUGAACUUGAUUUGAGGGAAGAUGAGCGUCAGAGGGAGCGAUUGCGUGAUCGAGAAAGGGAAAGAGAACGAGAACGCGAACGAGAUAGAGAGCGUGAAAGGAAGCGCCUUUUGGAGCUUCGGGAAAAGGAGCGUGAACGUGAACGUGAUCGUGAUCGUGAACGUGAACGCAAACGAGCACAUGAAAUUAGGCGUGAACGUACUCCACCAAGAGCAUCUAGGGAUCGCCGUGCUUCUUCAUUGACGAAGGAUAGAAAAUCAUUAAAGCGGGAUUCUCCACGUCAUGAAGCUAGGACUCGUUCGCCUGUUAGAGAAAAAAGGAGAGAAUAUGCCUGCAAGGUCUAUGCUUCCCGUUUGGUAGAUGUGGAGAGGGAUUAUUUGUCACUAGAUAAGCGUUACCCUAGGCUCUACGUGUCUCCCUAUUUUUCAAAGAUGGUGGUUCAUUGGCCAAAGGAGAAUCUUAGGCUUCCAAUGCACACUGCAGUCAGCUUUGAGCAUGAUUUUGUCGAGGAUGAGAGUGAUGCUGAUCAGAAGGAGCUCUCUACUAAGCAUUUAACUGCAGUUCCUGCUAAUACAGAGCAUCAGCGCACAGUGUGGAAUGCAAAGAUAAUUUUGAUGAGUGGGCUCAGCAAGAAUUCUAUGGAGGACCUCUCUUCUGAAAAAAACAAAGAUGAUCGUAUUCCACACAUUUGUAAUAUAUUAAGGUUUGCUGUGUUAAAGAAAGAUCAUUCCUUAAUGGCAAUUGGAGGCCCUUGGGAUGCUGUUGAUGGUGGAGAUCCAUCAGUCGAUGAUGCAUCAUUAGUUCAAACAGUUUUGAGGUAUGCAAAAGAUUUGAGUCAUCUUGAUCUGCAGAGCUGUCAACACUGGAAUCGUUUCCUUGAGAUACAUUAUGAUAGGGUUGGAAAGGAUGGCUUAUUUAGUCACAGAGAGGUUACAGUAUUAUUCGUUCCAGAUCUUUCAGAUUGUCUUCCUUCCAUAACUGCAUGGCGAGAGCAAUGGCUGGCACACAAAAAAGCCGUUGCAGAGCGUGAAAAGAAACUUUCUUUAGGAAAAGAGAAAAGGGACAAAAGAGAACCUCUUAAAGAAAGUAGCUCUUUGAAGGAUGUUAAAAAAUCUGAGAAAAAGGACAGUGCAAGCUCAGCUAAGGAUUCUGAUGCGCAUAGUGGCAAAGAUGGAGAUUUGCAGAAGACUAGUAAAACUGAGAAAGAUGGAGAAAAAAGUAUAAAAACUCCUGAGACGAAAGAAGUGGAUGUAGUAACGGAUGAAGCCAACAACGGAGAGAAAAAGGGAGCAGGGGCUAACACCAGUACUCCACAAACUAUAAAGACAGUAAAGAAAAAAAUUGUGAGGAAAGUUGUCAAGAAGAAGGUUACUGACAAAACAGUCUGUGGGGAAGAUGGAAACAAGAAUGAUAAUAAGUCAGAUGAGAAGGUUGUUGAAGCUGUGGUUAUAAACUCUGAGGGUCAGCAGGAGAACACACCUGCAGAUGUGGGUGUCAAAACUUUCACCGGGAAGAAAUUAGUAAAGAAGUUGUCAGAAGCUGAUGCUGUGAUAGAAGUGGACAAAGAAUCUGGUUUGAAAAGUGAUAAGCAUCCAGACUCUUCUGGAGAUAAAUUGGAGGUAAAAUCAGAUUUAACUGGUGUUUCUGCGGUGAAGGAAAACCCUGUAAAGCGAAUUGUGAAAAGGAAAAUUAUUAAGAGGGUGCCAAAAAAGAAGGUCACUGGUGCAGCAGUCAACGGCGAGAAUAGUCAGAACAAGAUUAUUGUUCAGAGUGAGGAUGGAAAGAUAAACAAUGCUGAAAAGUUAACUGAUAGUGUAGGUGAAAAGUUAGUGAAAGGUGCUACCACACAACCUGUGGGAAUUGCUAAGAAGCAAGAUGAUGCUGUGUCAUCAAGUAAAUCUGAGAAGAGUGCUGAAAAGGUUAAAGGAAAGGAAGAAGAGAGACGUGAUUUGAAGAAAGUUUCUGAGUCGAAAAAUAUUCAUGAAAAGGAAAAUGAUGUUGAAGACAAGGAGAAGUCAAAGGGAAAGCCAAUGACAAAGGAUGGAAAGGAGAGGAAGGAAAAGGAUAAAAAAGAUGAACAGAGAAGCAAAUCAAGCAAAGACGUGGAAAGAAAAAAGUCUGAUGAACCUCCUCGGCACCCUGGAUUCAUUUUACAAACAAGAGGUGGCAAAGCUGGGAAAUUAAAAUCAUUAUCACUUUCUCUGGACUCCUUGCUGGACUAUUCUGACAAGGACGUUGAAGAGGAAACAUUUGAGCUUUCAUUGUUUGCGGAGUCUUUCUAUGAAAUGCUUCAAUAUCAGAUGGGCUGUCGUGUUUUAACAUUUCUACAGAAAUUACGAAUCAAAUUUGUAACCAAAAGAAACAGUCGUAAAAGACAAAGGGAACCUGAUGCUGAUAAAAAGAAAAAGGAGAAGACAGCGACAAAGCGUUUAAAAAGUGCGGAUAUUUCUGCUGAAGAAAGGUCUAGUAAAUCCGAGAUGAAAGAUGAAGCUCAUUCUAAUGAGAAGCCAAUGAAAAAGGAGGAUAACACAGUUGAGAAGGAUGAUAAAGCAGAGAAAACUGAGGGGGUUGAAAAGGCGACUGCGGAAGAAAAUCAAGAAAUGAUUGACGAUGAAGAAAUGAUUGAAGAGGAGGAUCCACAGGAGGAUCUAGAGGAAGAUCCAGCAGAAGGUGCAGAGCAAGAUGUAAAGGAAGAUGAAGAUAUGGAGGAUGAAAGCGCAAAUAACGACACUUUGAAGGAGAGCAAUAUCGAGCAGAGUCAGAAACAGAGUGACGAGCAAGACAUAAAAAAGCAAAUUGCAGACGAUAACUCCAACAAUGACGAGAAGAAAGCUUAUGUUGAUGCGGUUGCCUGCAACACAAAUGAAUUGGAAGCUGAGGGAUCAAAGAAAAUUGCAGCUAACAAAGCACCAGCGAACAAGGAAUUACUACAGGCCUUUAGGUUCUUUGACCGGAAUCAAGUUGGCUACCUUAGGGUGGAAGAUCUGAGAAUAAUCAUCCAUAACCUUGGAAAAUUUCUCUCUCACCGGGAUGUGAAGGAACUGGUGCAAAGCGCUCUAUUGGAAAGCAAUACGGGACGUGAUGAUCGCAUUCUGUACGAGAAGCUGGUGAGAAUGUCUCUUGACGUGGACAAGUAAUUGCUUCAUUAUAACUGGCACAGUUGCCUAAGUAUGAUGCUAUGUUUUGUUCGCCGCAUUUCGAAGGUAGUGUUUGCACUUCGCAAUGUAACAUACUAGUAAAUACAAUCUUGUUGGCUGACACCUCAAGAUUCUGAAGUUAUGUGUUGUCCGGGAUAUGUUUUUACAAACUUCUUUUCAAUUGUAGAAAUCGAAUCAGACAGAAAAUAUUUCCCGCAUAAACUGUAAACCUCUAGGAAAGAAACAGAAGUACACUGCAUUGUUAUUUUCUCAAGUUUUCUCCGUA
Amaranthus tricolor (Joseph's coat) is the source of this 4625-nucleotide messenger RNA. Its product is annotated as protein SHORT ROOT IN SALT MEDIUM 1. The record is from RefSeq and is a predicted model, not a curated record. Gene Ontology annotation, molecular function: calcium ion binding. The coding region runs from base 197 to 4339 and encodes 1380 amino acids. NCBI's taxonomy places the organism in Eukaryota, Viridiplantae, Streptophyta, Magnoliopsida, Caryophyllales, Amaranthaceae. Gene Ontology annotation, cellular component: nucleus. Gene Ontology annotation, biological process: regulation of DNA-templated transcription. The transcript is spliced from 22 exons.